CUUUGGCUGAUGAAGAUGAUGAAGUUCGAAGCAACGCUGCUUUUGCAGUUGGGCUUCUUUGUCAACAUACACGUGUAGACAUUAGUAGUAAAUAUGGAGAUAUACUUUCUAGUUUGCAUCCUUUAUUUACAGGACAAUCAUUAAUGAAUGUCACUGAUAAUGCAUGUGGAGCAGUAUGUAGAAUGAUUAUGGCUUGUCCUCAAGCAAUUCCAAUGGAACAGGUGUUAGAAGUAGUAUUGCGAAUGUUACCAUUAAAACGAGAUUUUGAAGAAAACGAGCCCGUUUUUAAAUGCAUAAUCAUGCUUUUCCGAGCCAAUAAUUCAUUUGUCUUUAAUCAUAUUCUCGAGUUACUGAAUAUAUUUGCGAAAGUUCUUUCCCCGCCUGAAGAUCAACUUAAGGAUCAAACACGCCAAGAACUAAUAGAGCUUAUUCAAGCACUUAAUCAACAAUUUCCUGAUGUAGUUCUUAAAUCAUCAUUAAGCGAAUUAAUACAGUUUUAA
Racocetra persica is the source of this 500-nucleotide messenger RNA. Lineage: Eukaryota; Fungi; Glomeromycota; Glomeromycetes; Diversisporales; Gigasporaceae. The record is from the annotation of a GenBank genome assembly.